ACCGCACGUCUCUCGUGUCAUGUGCUCGCUUUGAAAUUCGAUCCGUUUACACAUGUCAUGAAAUACAUUAAAAUUGUUUCAUCUCGAUGUCACGAGAGACCAUUUCGUUACAUCGUGCAAAAACUCAUCAAUGUACUAUGUAAUAUUAAUUAAUGUGUAAUAUCGCUACAAUGUCUUCCGUAUUUCGUUGUAGUUAUUUGACGAGGAAAUUUUUAUUUUGUUUAUUAUAUAACUUAUGACAGGUGAAUGUUCUAUCCUGGACGGAACAAUGACUUCGGGUUACUUUGCUUUGCCGAUUAAUAUGGACAGAGUGUGCAGGAUUUGUCUCACCGAGGGUACUAAUCUAUCGCCGAUCUUCUCAGCUAAUCAAGAAGUAAACAAUUUCUCAGGUCUCUCUCAGAAGAUACAAGUCUGCGGUUCAAUCGAGAUACAUGAACAGGAUGGAUUACCUUCUUUAAUAUGCGACGUUUGUAUUUAUAAGGCGAGCGUUGCGCACGAAUUCAGACAACAGUGUCAACAUUCUGAUACAAGAUUACGCAUGUACUAUAAUAAGCCUGCUAAAUGUAAUAUCACGGAUUCUUACACACAGACGGAUCUACAAACGAGAUUUGUGCUAUCGAAAAAGGCAGAUCAUAUUGAAGAGGAUUAUUUUGUGAAACAAGACAUGCAGGUCGUCGCAAAUCCACAAGAAUAUAUCCAAUCCACUGACUCGUUUUCCAGAGGCGAAAUCAGUCUAAAUACCAAUCAAAUUCAUAUGUCAGAUGACAAGCUGUUUAUAUGUUCUAUUGGAUUUGAAGGGAGUAAGGAGGAAGCGAAGGAUUCUUGCAUAUCAGAGAACGAGGUUCACCAGAUGACAAUUGUGCAGGAAGACGCACAGGAAGAUGCGUCUAACAUUAUGAAUCUACAAAAUAAAGAUGACGAGAUCAAGGAAGUUGAUCAGUAUGUAGAGAAGGACAGUACAGAACAGGAGGAUUUUGUCAGCGAGAACUUACCCAAUGAUGUGGAAGAGGAAGAGAGCAUCCCGCAAAAACGUAUGUCCAUGAGAAAAACGAAAUUGGCAUCGAUUAAGACAUAUAGCGAUGACGAGAUUGGCGAUAAUUAUUACGAGCCGAGCAGCGACAGUCAAGAUUCAAUGGAGUCAAAGUUUAAAUGCAAGGUCUGUUCCAAACAAUAUGCCACGCAAAAAGGUCUGAAGAAGCAUUCGCUGGUCCACGAGAAAAAGUACAAAUGCAACGUCUGCUUAAAGAUGUUUUACAAACAGGAAAAUAUGGAGAACCAUCAGAAGAUACACACGUCGAAGCCGCACGCGUGUCAACUCUGUCACGCGUCAUUCUCGAAAGCUCAAAGUCUCGUGAGACACCUGAAAUCUCAUACAGAGAAGGUAAAUGAUAUGAUCAAACAGAUCAAUACGAACGAGCGAAAGGAUAAUAAGGAACCGAAGAAAGAGCUCAAGAGUGAAGACGACACUGACGACGAGACUGGGCCUGCGAAUGAAACAGAUGAAUUUGAGAACGCGCCCGAGUUGUAUAAAUGUGAGAUUUGUAAUCAAUAUUGUUCGUCUCUGAAAAACUUGAGGAGGCAUGCCCUCGUGCACGGCGAUAAGAAAUAUUCGUGCACCGUAUGUAAGAAAUGGUUCUUCAGGCCGGAUACGUUGAAGAAACACGCGGAGAAGCAUGGACACGGAUUAUUGGAUAAUCUGGCGGAUGACAAUAAACUAUACGAUUCGGAUGACGACGAUAUGCCCGUUAAUAACACAGUGGAUCCUGUGCCAGAGAGCGAAAACGUCAAGAGAGAGGAGAGUGACGAGGAGGGGUCCGGAGAGUACAAAUGCCAGCACUGUGACAAAGUCAUGGCCACCAAGAAAGGUCUGCGACGGCACGUAUCAAUGCACAAGCCGAAGGCCGAACCCGUGACCUGUGACGUCUGCAGGAAGGUCUGCGCUAGUCAGGCUCGUCUCAUCCUCCAUCAGAGAACGCACAAACCAAAGGAGAAGGUGCCGCGCGAAUACCUGUGUCACAUCUGCAGCAAGGUGUAUCCAAGCAAUUCAUCCCUCACAUAUCAUAUGCGAACUCACACCGGCGUUAAGCCGCACGUGUGCAAGACGUGCAAUAGCGGCUUCACGACGACGACGAGUCUGGCGAAUCACAUUCGUAUUCAUACGGGCGACAAGCCGUUCGUCUGUCACGUAUGUAGUGCCGCAUUCGCCGUGAGUUCGGCUUUUCGCAGACACCUGACUCGGCACACCGGCGAGGCAAAUUAUUUGUGUAAAACGUGCGGCAAAGCCUUCAAGCGGCUCAGCACGCUGAAGGAGCACACAUAUACCCAUUCUGGCGAGAAGCCGUAUGUGUGCAAGACAUGCGGCGCCGCGUACAGCCACAGCGGUAGCCUCUUCGCGCAUCAGAAGCGCUGCCGCGUCCAGUACGGCGAGGUGAUUGUCGACGAUCAUAAUCAUCAUCAUCACAUACCCCACUCGGUCGCUCAUAUUCACGUGAAUAUGAAUAACGUGAAUAAUGGAGCAGGUGUGCGACCGGUCGCUGUGAUAGGUCAAAUGUUCUAAGACCUAACAGUGUGUCGCAUAGACUUUUAAUGUCAUUGGCGAGUAAUUAUGACAGAAUGCUACUGAUGCAGCUGUAAAUCCUAUGUGUUGAAACAACAAGUGUGCGCACAUGUAGAAAUACAAAUUACACGUCAUCUGUAAAUAUACAUACAGUUCUUUUUUAACAAUGAGAGAAACAUUCUUUGAGUAUACCUUGCACUUACAAGGCUGUUGCAUGCUAGUGUUUUGCUUUUAGAAACACAAUAAAUCAGUGAUGUCAUUAAAUUAUAUAAUGAAUAUAAUGACGUUGACAUAUUAUGAAGAACGAAGUUUCCCAAAUAAAAUAUAAUAAAUUGCCAUUAUUAAAAUCGCGAACUAUUUUUUUAUUAUUUGUGAUGUCAUAAGUAUAAUAAUAUAAGAAUAUAUGGGCGCUGCGCAUAUAUCAAUAUAUCAUGUGUAUAUAUAUACAUAUAUAUUUUUAUAUCUAUUCACACACACAUAUAUAUAAUCCAGACCUUGUUGUACCACAUAUUACAUAAUAGUUGUUUAUGUUAUUGCAUUAUUUAGAAGGAAAUAAUUAACAUUUGCUUUCAUCUUUUUUCUUUAUCAGAUCAUUGAUUUACUUGCCUAUUUUUAGCUUGCUCAGACUUCAUUCAUAUAAUAAAAUAAGUGUAAAGAUAGAAAAAAAAAAAUAGAUUUGGUUUUGAUAAGAAAAAUGUACAAAAGACUGUAUGAAAUUUGAAAUUCAUUAAAAACACAUUUUGUUUCAGAUUAAGAAAUUUGUAUGCAAAUUACAUAAAUUUUUUAUAAAGAUGUACAUAAAAAAUACGACACGAUUAUUAACUGAUCGAUUCUUAAACUGCUCAAAAAGUUCAAUAGUUGAGAUGUGCAGACAUAGUGAUGCUAGAAGUGUAAUAUCAGGUACACAAUUUCUGGACUGUGAUUGUCACGUAAAUAACAACUGGAUGAAAGAGACGAAUAAAUUUUAUUCAAAAAAUUUAGUCGGCUCAUAUAUCUUGCCGUCAAAAUGCAUCACAAUUAAACGAUCGAUAAUCAUACAUAUUCAUACUAUAUAAAUUUACAUAACAAUAAAUUAGAUCACACAAAAAUACAAAAAAAAUAUAAUUAUCGUGAUACUCAGAUAUUAUCACAAAAAUUAGUAUGUCACAUUUUUCAUCUCAACAAACAAAAAUUUAAAGUUAUACAUAUAUUUAAUAUCUAAUAAGCGGAUAUAUUUUUGUAAAACAAAAUAUUCAUUUUUGAAAAUAUAAUGGAAAAGACAAACCCCAUUUAAAAACAUGUUCAGUAAAAACACAUAUAAUACGUAUUUUCAACAAAAUAUGUUUAAAACAUAUAUUAGAAUAUAUAGACUUAUUUAGACUUUUAAUCAAAUGGAUUAUUAGAUUAGAGAAUGAUUUUAUAUAAAUUGAAAAAAAAUAAAUGAGGAGUGUACAAAUAUACAUACAUAGCGAGACUGAUCAUUUACAUUUAAAUAUUUAAUGAUAUACACAAAGCUUGUAAAAAUCUUAUUCUCUAAAUAAUAAACGAAGUAAAAUUUGUAUUAUAAAGAUCUUAGUAUUAUCUUUUAUUAUAUAUUUUUUUUUUUUGUAUUGCUAAUAUAUAGAAGUAUUAUUCAGCCGAUAAUUCUUGUCAUAACAUGGAUCUCUCUGUCUUAUCACAUACAAUUAAAUGGCUUUUUAAAAC
Formica exsecta is the source of this 4240-nucleotide messenger RNA. RefSeq names its product zinc finger protein 709-like. The transcript has 3 exons. Gene Ontology annotation, molecular function: zinc ion binding; DNA-binding transcription factor activity; RNA polymerase II cis-regulatory region sequence-specific DNA binding. The record is from RefSeq and is a predicted model, not a curated record. Gene Ontology annotation, cellular component: nucleus. Lineage: Eukaryota; Metazoa; Arthropoda; Insecta; Hymenoptera; Formicidae. Gene Ontology annotation, biological process: regulation of transcription by RNA polymerase II. Bases 236 to 2557 code for a protein of 773 amino acids.